Daucus carota subsp. sativus is the source of this 1001-nucleotide messenger RNA. Its product is annotated as probable pterin-4-alpha-carbinolamine dehydratase, chloroplastic. Gene Ontology annotation, biological process: tetrahydrobiopterin biosynthetic process. Gene Ontology annotation, molecular function: 4-alpha-hydroxytetrahydrobiopterin dehydratase activity. Gene Ontology annotation, cellular component: plastid. Bases 78 to 701 code for a protein of 207 amino acids. The record is from RefSeq and is a predicted model, not a curated record. NCBI's taxonomy places the organism in Eukaryota, Viridiplantae, Streptophyta, Magnoliopsida, Apiales, Apiaceae. The transcript is spliced from 3 exons.
UAAAAAUGCUAAGUGUCCACCAAUCAAUGGAUAAGAAACACAAGCCUGUUGCAGAGUGAAACUUCCACUCUUAUUACAUGGCUUCUUCCAUUGCUACUCUAGGUCGUCCAAGCCUCUCAGCUCCUCCUCUAUCUCUAUCUUGUUUUCCAUCAAACCCAUGUCCUAAAAUCACAUAUGCACCUCCCAGACACACCAAGUUGAUCACUUUGGCUAUUGAAGGCGACAAUGAUUUUGGGGCAAGAGACCCCUUUCCUGCUGAGAUUGAGAGUAAUUUUGGAGACAAAGUCUUGGGUUUUGGCAGCACUGAGCAUAAGAUAUUGAUUCCCAAUCUAGCUGCUCUCUCUCUUUCUAGACUUGACUGUUCUCCUAAGCCAUUUGCCUUGUCUGAGCAAGAUGCUCAGAAUUUGUUAAGAAAGGUUGUCGGUUGGAGACUGUCAAAUGAAGGUGGAAGGGUGAAAUUACAAUGUUUGUGGAAGCUAAAAGAUUUCAAAUCUGGCGUUGAACUCAUCAAUAGGAUAUUCAAUGUUGUAGAAGCUACUGGGCACCUUCCCAACCUUCACUUGGAACCACCCAAUCAAGUUAGAGCUGAACUGUGGACGCCUUCGAUUGGGGGUCUAAGCAUGAAUGAUUUCAUCGUAGCUGCUAAAAUUGAUGAGAUAAAAACAUCAGAUCUUGUUCCCAGAAAGAGAGCUUGGGCGUAACUCACCUCUACUUCUACUUUUACAUCAGUGCAAGCUGGAAGAAGCAAAGCUUAAUUUCACUAAGUAUCGUCUUAUCAAAACACACAUGUAAUAAAAUUUUGUUUUAUCUUAAAUUCAACAUAGCAUAUCGGAGGAUUGUAAUUGCAUUUGAGAAACAAAGAUAGAUCAGCCAAACUCCUUCAUAAAUAGUUCAUUUCUUGCUUUAAUCUGGGACGGCCUCAUUCAAAGUGACAAACCAGGAAAUGUAAAUUGAAACUACACAUCCUUAUACCAUCUGUGUUUAGUUUUUUAGGUCUCCUA